UCUAGAGAGAGAGAACUGGAGAGAGAGAGAGAGAGAGCGCGCUAUCCUCUCUUUUCGCAAGGAUACUGUUUUUCUCUCUUUCCAGUUGAGACUUGAGAGAGAGGAAGUGGGAUACUGAGUUGCCUCCUCUCCUUCUUGACAUCAUCCACAAAUAGGAAGACUGCAAGUGAUUCUGCCUACUCUAAUGGCGUCUUGUUGUAUCUCUCUCUUCUGCUAUCCAGAUUAUUCUCUCUCUCUAACCCCUUCUUGUCACUCUCUCUUCUUCCCUCUCUCCUCAUCCACCUGUCGUUUCAAUUCCAGUACACUCCUGACGCCCUUUUGUUCCGAUAGCACGGAGGGUUUUGGAAGGAGAGCUUCCCAGAGAGGAAUACACAGAGGAAAUCCCAGCUAUGAGAAUGUUUCAGUGGCAUCACAGAAAAGACUGUCUGGUAAGUUCAAAAAUGAAAGAGGUUAUGGACCUUCAGAUGGUACACAGGGGGAAACAAGCCAAUCUAAAUCAAUGGCUUUUAAGUCUCUUGGGAUGCAAAGGAAGGAAAAAGCAAUUGUACAUGACCUGAAAGAGCAACAGAUCAAUGAAGCUAGCACUCUACAAGAUGGAGCUUUCCUAAAUGCUGUUGUAAAGGUCUACUGCACUCAUACUGCUCCAGAUUACUCCCUUCCUUGGCAAAAGCAAAGGCAAUUUACAAGUACAGGCAGCGCCUUUAUGAUUGGGGAUGGGAAGCUUUUGACGAAUGCACAUUGUGUUGAGCAUUAUACACAGGUCAAAGUCAAGAGAAGAGGAGAUGACACCAAAUACGUGGCAAAGGUCUUAGCUAGAGGUGUAGAGUGCGAUAUUGCUUUGCUUUAUGUGGAGAGUGAGGAAUUCUGGAAAGGGGCUGACCCACUUAAGUUUGGGCGUUUGCCAUGUCUUCAGGACUCUGUGACUGUUGUAGGAUAUCCACUUGGAGGAGAUACUAUAUCAGUUACUAAGGGUGUGGUAUCACGAAUAGAGGUGACAUCAUAUGCUCACGGUGCAUCUGAUUUAUUGGGAAUUCAGAUUGAUGCAGCAAUAAAUCCUGGGAAUAGUGGUGGUCCUGCAUUCAAUGACCAGGGGGAGUGCAUUGGUGUGGCCUUUCAGGUUUUCAGAUCAGAUGAAGCUGAAAAUAUUGGAUAUGUGAUUCCUACCACUGUUGUUUCUCAUUUCUUGACUGACUACGAAAGAAAUGGAAAGUACACCGGAUUUCCUUCCCUUGGUGUACUGCUUCAAAAAUUGGAAAAUCCGGCUUUACGUGCAUGCCUAAAAGUGAAUUCGAAUGAGGGUGUACUAGUACGUAGAAUUGAACCAACUGCUGCUGCACAUGAUGCCUUAAAGGAGGGGGAUGUAAUUGUAAGUUUUGAUGGCAUACCAGUAGGAUGUGAAGGAACUGUCCCAUUUCGUUCCACUGAGCGUAUUGCUUUCCGAUACCUCAUCAGUCAAAAGUUUGCAGGCGAUACAGCGGAGCUUGGAAUCAUUCGAGGAGGGGCUCAUAUGAAAGUCAAAACUCUUCUGUAUCCGCGUGUGCAUCUUGUCCCAUAUCACAUUGAAGGAGGACAACCUUCGUACCUCAUAAUUGCUGGUUUGGUGUUCACUCCCCUUUCGGAACCUCUCAUUGACGAAGAGUGUGAGGACUCAAUGGGGCUUAAGUUGCUAGCAAAAGCACGGUACUCAUUAGCGAAGUUCAAAGGAGAACAAAUUGUUCUAUUAUCUCAGGUCUUGGCCAAUGAAGCAAACAUCGGAUAUGAAGACAUGGGCAAUCAGCAGGUUUUGAAGUUCAAUGGGACCAAGAUAAAGAACAUUCGGCAUCUUGCCCAUCUUGUGGACACCUGUAAAGAUGAGUAUUUGAUCUUCGAAUUUGAAGACAACUUCCUUGCCGUUCUAGAUAGAGAAGCAGCCUCAAUUGCAUCACCUCGUAUUCUGAAGGACUACGGAAUCCCAUUUGAAAGGUCCUCCAAUUUAGCAGAACUGUACUUGGAUUCUUCAGAAGAUGACUUAGCCCUGAGCGGGGAUUUAGAUGACAUCCCUGCUUCAAAUUUAGAAAUUGGAUUUGACGGUCUCCUCUGGGCAUGAAUUCACUGAAGAGCUCAGAAGUAGAACGUGAAGAAAAUAAUCGAAAUGGGUCAAGAAGGGGACAUUUGCCUUGCAGCCAUUAAUGGAGGGAAGCCUAAUUUUCACUGAGAUUUUUUUUUUCUCAUUGUUAUUUUUUUCUUUUUCAUGUAUAAUGUAUGGAUAGGCAGAAGAAGCCGGGCUCUAUGAAGUUGUUGUAUCAGUAAAUUUAUUUAUUUUUGUGUUAUUCUAUAAUUAAUUUUUUUUACAAAU
Molecule: messenger RNA, 2335 nt
Organism: Amborella trichopoda
Lineage: Eukaryota; Viridiplantae; Streptophyta; Magnoliopsida; Amborellales; Amborellaceae
Gene: DEG2
Product: DEGP protease 2
Biological process (GO): proteolysis
Molecular function (GO): protein binding; serine-type endopeptidase activity
Source: RefSeq, a predicted model, not a curated record